CGCGUCAUAUUCUUCCAUCUUUCUAGUAAAUAUGGCGGCUUCAGCACCAACGUCGGACCCCGAUCCAAAUAUCCCAGAAUACGAAUUCGGCAACGCGAAUACUAAAAAGUUUCACAUAGACUCAUUCAGGAAAGAGUGGCUGAGUAGACUGAAGCCUUGCGAUUACUCUUACAGUGUCGAGGACGAAGACGCGUUUCACGCUAACUUUGCUCAGGAGAUGGGAGUCAGCGUGGACGUGAUGCGGGAGCUCAAAGAAGUCUGCAGCAUUGCGUCACUUCGUUGCCAUCCGGAGGACCAGGAGCCUGAUCCGGAAGUUGUACCCGAAGACCCCACCUUGAAAACUCUCGUCGAAAGGAAAAAGAAGCAAGAUUACAAGUCCUCUCUAAAAAUCAGCAAAAACAGACACGACCUCUACGCAGAUGAGCAGGAGCGUCUCGCCGUUAUGAUGAAACCAGAGGCCGUGGAAAGUAUGGUCUCCGAAGGAGAUGUCAUUCUCACCAUCAACGUCUACUAUCCGGCUACUUUCGAAAAGUUUUGCUACGUCCGACCCCACAUGACGCUGCUGCUGAUGGGCUCCCAAAGGCUGACGGAACUGCGGGAUGCCAUUUGCUGCGCCAGCGACCUGCAAAUGUGCGGCGAGUUCAGCAACGCGCCCGACAUGGCGCCGGACUUCGUCAGCAAAGACCACUACAAGUCGGCUUUCUUUUUCUUUGAAGGGGUGUUCUACAACGACAUGCGCUACCCGGAAUGCCGCGACAUCAGCCAGACCACAAUCACAUGGGCCAAGGCCAACAACUUCCCCCCGUACACCCAGGCCAAGAUGGAGGACACCAAGCUGUUGGAUCUGCAGGUGAAAGUGGGCUUCCCGUACCUCUACUGUCACCAGGGCGACUGCGAGCAUGUCGUCAUCAUCACGGAUGUCAGGCUGACGCACAAGGAUGACUGCCUGGACCGGAAGUUUUACCCGCUGCUAACUCACAAACACCGGAUCGCCACGCAGAAAUGUGCCGUUUGCUACACUUUCAUCGCCAGGUGGUGCACCACCGGCGACCAGUUCGCCCCGAGUCACCCUUGUGUGUUUUGCGACAAGUGCUUCCGCAUGCUGCACUACGACGCCGAUGGCAACAAGUUGGGAGACUUCCAGGCUUACCCCUACAUCGACCGCGGCGCUUUCAACUGAUGCUGUCGUGUUGACGCAUGUUUAUAGUUUUUGUGACAGGUCGACUUCCUGUUUUGUACAUUCUGUUUAUAUUUUAUAAGAGACGCAUAAUAAAGUUCAGACUUUGAAAG
Molecule: messenger RNA, 1290 nt
Organism: Hippocampus zosterae (dwarf seahorse)
Lineage: Eukaryota; Metazoa; Chordata; Actinopteri; Syngnathiformes; Syngnathidae
Gene: snapc3
Product: small nuclear RNA activating complex, polypeptide 3
Exons: 9
Coding region: 32-1180 (382 amino acids)
Biological process (GO): snRNA transcription by RNA polymerase II; snRNA transcription by RNA polymerase III
Cellular component (GO): snRNA-activating protein complex
Molecular function (GO): core promoter sequence-specific DNA binding; RNA polymerase II cis-regulatory region sequence-specific DNA binding; bent DNA binding
Source: RefSeq, a predicted model, not a curated record